Paramuricea clavata is the source of this 3850-nucleotide messenger RNA. The record is from the annotation of a GenBank genome assembly. NCBI's taxonomy places the organism in Eukaryota, Metazoa, Cnidaria, Anthozoa, Malacalcyonacea, Plexauridae.
UUUAAUUAGGGAAGGGCGACCGCAGACAAACAAAUUGAAGGCUCGCGACAAAAAGACAACAAUUAUUAAAAAUUCCAAUAUACUGUCAAAGUCGGAAAGGGUAAGCACAGUAAGUUAGUUUUUUUAUUUAUUUUUUCCUUUUUACUGCGAAUUUUUCUACAUAAUUGUGCAUAGCGAAAGCUCGUAUUGUACUUAUAAAAGAGUAAAAAAUUUAAGGCGAUCGGUUGAAGGUGUUUCAUAAGAAUUUCGAUUUAAAGUUCGUUUACAAAUAUAUAAAGCGAUACUAAAUUUUCAACGUAGGCUAUUGUUUUGAAGAAUAUGUAUGUCUCAUCAUUCCCAAUAUAAUUUCGCGGUUUGUAGUAUUAUAUUUUGAGGCGUUGAAAUAAGAAAUUGUUUCGAGUUUGCAUUGUUGUCGAAAAGUCAAUAGUCUGAUAGACGUAAAAGCCUUCAAAAGUAAAUAUUUGAGAUUAAAUUGACCGAUCUUUCGUCUUGUAGCGACGCUUUCUACAGUAUUAUUUUUGAACAAAAAGUACUGCAUAUAUAAACUAAGAUAUAUGUGAAAGUCGGGGAGACAAUAUGAAAUAUUUUCCCACCACACAAUAGUUUUUUUGACGUAUAUAAGUCCUCGAUAUUUACUAUAUCCUGACAGUUCUUAAAUAAAGGACUCUUUGUAGGGAAACAUAUUUUAUAUUCCUGAACUUCCGUUGGAUUAAAAGAACCCAAGGAUUAUAACAUUAAACCGUUUUAAUUUUAUUGCAGUUUAAUAUCUUUAUUAUUUCAUAAUAACUUUGGAUCGUUGCGGUUUGGAUUAAACCAUUAAUAAAAAAACCCAGUUAAGUUUUACUCUAGUUUACAACUUUACAUUAUACUGUGUGGGAUUUGAACCGUCGAUCAAUAUAUAGCACUAAUGCUCUUAGUCAGCUGAGCUACUGGGUCAAGUCGAUAUAUUCAGGCAAUUUUGGGUGUUAUUAUUUCUGCCUAUUUGAUCAGGAAAUCAUGCAGAGAGCAUUGUCUGAAAAUAAGUGGAGCCAAGGUCUAUAGUCGUACAGUUAAAUUCGAUUUUAAUUAAAGUUAAUUAAAUUAUUAACACUGUGGCUUAAUGCAUAGUAUUAUGCAUGCGUACAUACAAUAUUCACGUAACUUUUAUGGACAAUAAUUUUUUUGUACCACACUCUAGCGCCUACUCUAACCCUAACCAUUCUGGCGGCGUCUUAUUUGCAGGUAGAAAAACUCUUACACAAUACAUUUGAAAUUCCACUCCCGGAUACGACCCGGGCAAUAGCAAAUGCAGUGGCGUAAUAUUAUAUCAGGGGGCCCCGGUUCAAAAUUUAUCAGAGGCCCUGGCCAAUGUUUUUGCUCUAUCGCCUAAGCCUGGGGGCCCCCAUUUAGCCCAUUGGGGUUGGGGGCCCCCCGGGUUCUCCCAGUGUGAGCCCAUAGUAAUUACGCCACUGAGCAAAUGCAAGGCAAGUGCCUUGACCACUCGACUAACUGAGGAAUUGCAUGUUUAAAGAACGAGGAAAACAAUUUUGUUGGAUCUAUAGCCAUAUAACUUAAAGUUCCGGUGUCGACACAAUAACCACAGCAUAAACAUUAAAUACCCGGUCUACACUUUUCCAUCUGAAGUUAGACAUAUUACAAUGAAAUUGCAGCUUAUUAUGGAUAAUUUUUUCCUAGAAUAGUUGAAACAUAGCAAUGGCAGCAGAUUACAUUGGGUUUGCAAACCUUCCCAAUCAAGUUCAUAGAAAGUCAGUGAAGCGAGGUUUUGAAUUUACUUUAAUGGUAGUUGGUAAGUGAAAUGACUUGUUAACCCAUUGACACCAAUUAAACCCUGCCCCUUGACAAGUAAAAUUGUCGGAUGUUAGACAGAGUAAAAUAAUAAACUAGGGCACGUACAUUCGGGCUCAAUGCAAGACGCGAAAGUCUAUAACCAUUUAUUGAGGUCAAUGUAGCUCUUUCUCCUUAGUUAUUUUAAUUACGAACAUGAGUAGACAUCCAAUCAACUGAUUGCACCCAGGUCCAGUGGCAGAAAUCUCGGUGGGGCAGGGGGACGGCCGCCCCCCCCCCCACCUUCCUGGAAAAUGACGAAUUUUCAGAAAUUUUUACCCAUAAGAGGGCUAAAAACAGCCUUUUCUAGUGCAAAUGGGGGGGGUGUCGGAAAUUUGAUAGUUUUGUCGGAAAUUUAGAAGGCUUGCCCCCCCCCCAGGAAAAAGUGAAUUUCCGCCACUGACCAAAUAUAUGUUUAAUUUUGUUGUGGCAUAAAUUAAUAAAUAGUCCACUUUAUAUAUAUUGUUGUAAAGUUACAUAAUUCAAUCUUUCAGGUGAAUCUGGCUUGGGAAAAUCGACUUUAAUAAACAGUCUGUUUCUUACCGACCUAUAUUCAGACAGAGAUAUUCCACCCGUAUCAGGUUUGUUGAUCUUCCUCAAUGGCAAAGUAUUAAAAUUUUUGACAAUUUUCAAAAUUUGUUUAGUACUUGAAAUUCUUCAAUUCUUCUCUCCUUUCUCCAUUCUAAACUUUCAAACAAAGUUAUAUUUUCCUCAACCUGGUCUACUUUAUAGCCUGGUUAUUUUUUUAAAACAACAUACUAUUUUGUAAAACUGAUUUGGUUAUUUAAAUCUUGAAGUUAUCUGUGAAGAAUGAAAGUAGUGAUACAUUAUAAUUUGGUUACAGAGUUCAGUUGUGUUGCUAUAUCUAAUUUGGAUGAUUUUAAGACUCCCUCCCCACAGUCACUAGCGCAAAAAUGUUCUGAAAGCCAUGGCAUAAGAUUUUAUCUUGUUUUUUGUUCCCAUCCAGAGAGACUCAAAAAGACAGUUGACAUUGAAUCAUCGACAGUUGAAAUAGAAGAAAGAGGCGUCAAGCUAAAACUGACGGUCGUUGAUACUCCUGGUUUUGGUGACAGUCUCGAUAACUCUGAAUGGUACAUAAUGAAAUUUUCAAACAACUUUGUGAAACAAACCAAACUCCCUUUACUUUGACUGUUCAGGUCAUAAAUCAUAAUUAUCACAGCCAAUGUCUGUUUGGUCAUGGUCACUGGAUAAUAUACAGCAGAAAGCAGUUUACUCCACAAAAAAUUAACCUUAACUGUAAUUUCUGUAAUUCAAACCGAAAGCAUCCUAUGCUGACAUGUCACUGCAGUAGGGAUGUGUCGAAUACUGCAUUGCCGGAACCAAAUAAUAACUGGAUACUGAUGGUGGUACUUGGACAAUACGUCAUUAACUUUUUGUCGUAAAAUUGUCCAUUAUCUGUUCAGUAUGUGGCACACAGAUCAUCCAACAAUAUACAACAGAGUUACAGAGAGCAGUUUACAUCACAAAAAACUUAACCGUAAUUUCGUUUUAAUGUGUCACAUGUCUGGUAGACUAGUUGUUUGUGUUUCACAAAAUCUUAAUGCAAAACAGAUGGUUUUGUGGUUAUAAUAAAAGUUCCAGUAAUAUCCGGUAAUUAUUUGUCAAACUUUCUACUGGAUGUCUAUAUUUUGCUGGUUACUCCGAUACUGGUAGCCAGAUCCGGCACAAUCCUUAGACUGAGGCAAAAUUCUAAUCAAAACCGAGUCACAGAGGUUACACGCACACUUCCAGCAUAUGCAUGUACCACAUUUCUCCCCCAAAGUUUCCCUCCAGUACAAUAUCUAAUUAUUUUUCAGUUACAAACCGAUUCUGGACUAUGUCAACAAUCAGUUUAACACCUAUCUGAAGGACGAGUCUGGGCUCAAUCGAAGAAAUAUUGUUGACAAUCGAAUUCAUUGUUGUUUUUACUUUAUUUCGCCCACCGGGUAAGUCGCAAAUGAAAAUGAAAAAAAUACUGAAAUAAUUGGCAAAUUUCAGUAAGCAAGCAAGUGGGCUAGCAGAUGAU